AUGUUAUUUUUUACAACAUUAUAUGCAUUUUUAUCAGUGCUAAUAUUUGAUCAAGUUAUAGCCACUAUAACAACUUCAAAUAUUGGUACAUUGAAUUUUCAACCAGGGAUGGCCGUUAGACUUUAUAAAACUUCUUUAACAGGUGAUGAAACUUAUACUGAACGUCAAGCUUAUUUAGAAAAAUUGCAAUAUUUAACAGAUGGAGAAUUAUUAGCUCAAAAAGCUGGUUCAAAUAUAUUCACUAGUAAUCGUAUAAAAUAUUUAAUGAAUGAAGUAUUUGGAUUUUAUAUUUCACCAGACGAUCAUGAUAUGGUUGUAGAAUUUAGAGGGUUUUUCAAACCACCAAAAACUGGUAGUUUAAGGUUAAACUCUGCACUUAGUCCGACUAGGGAUUGUGAUAAAGAAUACGCAUUUCAAAUGGAAACAGAUUAUUGGGUUUGGAGACAGAAUAUUUUCUUGAAUCAAACUGAUCAAGGUGUAUUAUGUACAUGGAAUAAUUCUGUUAAUUGGGCUUAUUUGGAAGCAACAAAAGUUAAUGAACUUCAAGUUAGAAGUUCAGGUUUUUCAAGUGGUAAAUUCCUAAGUUCAGGUUAUUAUUAUGAAGGAAGUUACUAUCAAAUAAGAAUGGGUGUCUUAGUAAAUGGUGAUGCUUUCAAUAAUGUAUUUACUUUUACAAUCGGUGAUACAACAUAUCAAUUUAGUGAUAAAUAUUUUUAUUAUGAACCAAAUGAAGAUUUUAUCACAAAUGAUGGGAAUCGUAAUAAUGUUUUCCCAUCAAAUUGUCCAGUCUUUGAUGAUGAGACGUUGGUUGAUAGUGAGAUUGUUCCACCAACAACAGUAUAUCCAAACCAAUGUCCUGUAACGUCUUCCUCAACGAGUGAAAUCGAAAGUUCCUCUACUGAUGAAAUGUCUUCUACCAUUGAAACAUCGUUUGAACCCUCAUCGGUAGUUACCUCUUCAGUAAGUGAAGUAGUAUCAACAAGUGACGUAUACACUAGUGAUCCAGUGACAAGUGAUUUCUCGACAAGCGAAAUAUAUAGUAGCGAUUCUUUGUCCAGUGACACUUCAACUACUGACACCGAAUCCAGUGCCCCAUCUGUCACAUCUUCUAUUACCCACUCUAGUAGUUCCUACGAGUCCUCCACUAGUGAAGCAGACUCCUCAAUCGAAGCUUCUUCCACAAAUUAUAUCACAACAGAUUUAGAAACCAGUACUAUCAUAUCCUCAAUGGAUAUUACAUCCACCACUAUGUCUACAACUGACUCUCUUGCAAGUGGAACCUCAAGUUUAGCGACUGAUCCAUUAUCCAGUAUAACAUCUGAAACUUCUUUUUCUUCAUUAACAGUCACCACUAGUGAAGCAUCCAUGCAUAGUAACGAGGAAUCAUAUUCAAGCGAGCUCACAAUACAAUCGUCAACUACAGCAGACCCAGCUGUUUCAGUUUCCUCCAUGAAUCCUGGUGACUGUAUAUCUACAACAGCAUCAUCAAUUUCGACCUCAAGUUCUGGGAUAACGGAGGACAAAGCCUUUGACCAGACAAGUUUUAUUACAACAAUGACUAAAUCGGUUACUACUACAACUUUUAAUGCAAUGGAUAAAUCCAGCAAAGAUCCUAUUGACGUAUCACGUUCAUCAUCUCCAUUAGUAUUAGAAACUACUGUGCAGAUGGAUGGCACUACCAUCACACGUACAGCUACUGUUUCCAAUACUGUGGACAAGUCGAACGACAAGGAUACAUGGCUCCAUGAUUCUACAACAACACUAUACUCUGAUAAUGAUGAUAGUCAGACUGCUACAUUAGCUGGACCAUGUGAGACAGGUUGUGAAACAUGCAUCUCUAGUGUUAUUACACCUCCUCCUUCAACCUCUAUCUCAUUAGAUAAUUUUGAAGGACAAGCAGCUAGAGUGUCGUUAGAACCUAUAAUAAUUGGUUUAUUGUUGAUCAUUGGCAUAAUGUAA
Maudiozyma saulgeensis is the source of this 1959-nucleotide messenger RNA. The record is from the annotation of a GenBank genome assembly. NCBI's taxonomy places the organism in Eukaryota, Fungi, Ascomycota, Saccharomycetes, Saccharomycetales, Saccharomycetaceae.